This is a messenger RNA of Pseudocercospora fijiensis CIRAD86, 1720 nucleotides long. RefSeq lists its product as uncharacterized. Gene Ontology annotation, cellular component: mitochondrion. Gene Ontology annotation, molecular function: homocitrate synthase activity. NCBI's taxonomy places the organism in Eukaryota, Fungi, Ascomycota, Dothideomycetes, Mycosphaerellales, Mycosphaerellaceae. The record is from RefSeq and is a predicted model, not a curated record. The transcript has 2 exons. Bases 82 to 1542 code for a protein of 486 amino acids.
CUGGUAUAAGAACAGCUCGCUGCUACACAUUGCAUUCUCUGGACCUUCCUCCUUCCAUCGACCUUUGAGCGAGACCACAACAUGUGUCCGACACCAGAGGCCAACGGCCACCCCAAUGGCACCAAUGGCACCAACGGCAGUUCAGUCAAUGGCUCCGGCGAAUAUGUCGGAUUCCCCAGCAAUUUCUCAUCGCGACCGCAAACGAGAAACCCCUACGCGCCAGUACCUGAUUUCCUGAGCAACAUCUCCAAUUUCAAGAUUAUCGAGUCAACGCUGCGCGAGGGAGAACAAUUCGCCAACGCCUUCUUCGACACCGAAACCAAGAUCAAGAUCGCCAAGGCACUUGAUGAAUUUGGCGUGGACUACAUCGAGCUCACAUCACCCGCAGCAAGCGAGCAGUCGAGGCUGGACUGCGAAGCAAUCUGCAAGCUCGGAUUGAAGGCCAAGAUUCUGACACACGUAAGGUGUAACAUGAGCGAUGCCAAGCUUGCAGUCGCAACCGGCGUAGACGGUGUGGACGUGGUCAUUGGUACCAGCAAGCAUCUCAUGGAGCACAGUCACGGCAAAGACAUGGAGUACAUCAAGAAGACCGCAAUCGAAGUGAUUGAGUACGUCAAGUCGCAAGGCAAGGAAAUCAGAUUUAGCUCGGAAGACUCUUUCCGAAGUAAUCUGGUUGAUCUCCUCACUCUGUACAGCGCUGUCGACAAGGUUGGCGUAAACAGAGUCGGCAUUGCGGACACCGUUGGCUGCGCGACUCCACGACAGGUAUACGACCUGAUCCGAACGCUCCGUGGCGUUGUCAGCUGCGAUAUCGAGACCCACUUCCACGACGACACGGGCUGUGCUAUUGCAAACGCAUACUGCGCGCUCGAGGCAGGUGCAACACACAUCGACACCUCAGUUAUCGGUAUCGGUGAGCGGAAUGGGAUUACUCCGCUCGGUGGCCUCAUGGCCCGCAUGAUUGUCGCAGACCGCGACUACGUCAAGAGCAAGUAUAGGCUGGAGAAGAUCAAGGAGAUUGAAGACUUGGUCGCAGAGGCAGUUGAGAUCAACGUGCCAUUCAACAACCCAAUCACGGGCUUCUGCGCCUUCACACACAAGGCCGGUAUUCACGCCAAGGCCAUCCUGAACAACCCAUCCACCUACGAAAUCAUCAACCCUGCAGACUUCGGCAUGAGCAGAUACGUGCACUUUGCAUCCCGUCUCACUGGCUGGAACGCCAUCAAGUCGCGUGCUGAGCAGCUCAGCCUGGAAAUGACUGAUGAGCAGAUCAAGCAAGUCACGCUCAAGAUCAAGGCUCUCGCAGACGUCAGACCGCUUGCAAUUGACGACGCAGACAGCAUCAUCAGGACCUUCCACUCCAACUUGAGCGCCGACAAGGAGAAGCCACUGCUCAACCUCUCGGAGCAGGAGAAGAAGAAGUUCGCCAAGGCCGAGGCCGACCUUAACAAGGAGUCCGAGAAGCGGGCGCUCGAUGAGACGGUUGAUCAGCAAGCCGAUGUCCCAGUGGCCAAGAAGACCAAGACUGCGACUGUAUCAUAGAUGAGGACGCUCACCUCAUGUUCAACGAUAUCUACGACAUUUUCAAAAUCCUGCUAUUCAGGUGGCGUUCCGGGCAAGUUAUACGCGGAAGGCAUAAAAGCGAAGCGAAACAGCAUCUGUACCUAGUAGGGCAGACCUCGGCAUUGCCAGUAGAGUUGAGAAUAAUUCGAAACAAUUG